CUCUAACUUCAAUGCCCAACAUGGGACCGGAUCAAGCCUCAUUCAAAUAAUUAAUCACCACAUCAACCGUAUAAAAAUACAAACCCAGUUCAAAAAAUUCCACCAAUCUUCAUACCAGCGAAAAUCUCCCUUUGCAAAAAAUCCAAAAACCCGAUGGCCAACAUAAGCGGAGAACUCCCCGCCGCCACCGCCACCGCCGCCGCCACCGCCACCGUCACCGCCACCAAUACCGCAGAUGGCGCUGGGAAACGCCUCGGCGCCGCUAUGGCGAAUGGCGUCCAAAAAACGCUCUCCAAGACCUCAGACCUCGCCAACUUCCUCCCCACCGGCACCCUCCUCACCUUCGAAACCCUCCUCCCCACCUUCUACCGCGGCGGCGGCCACGCGUGCACCCACGUCACCACAACCAUGAUCACAGCCCUGCUCUCCCUGUGCUCGCUCUCCUGCUUCGUCUUUCACUUCACGGACAGCUUUCGCACACCGGGCCCGGAAGGGAAGGCCUACUACGGGUUCGUCACGCCCUACGGGCUGAGAGUCAUGCCCGGUAGCGGAGUGCAGGCGCCUACCGACGAGAGGUACAAGCUCCGGGCUUCGGAUGUCGUCCACGCUGUUAUGUCGGCCCUGGUGUUCCUAGCCAUAGCGUUUUCGGACCGCCGGGUCACGGAUUGCUUGUACCCGGGUCAUGAGAAGGAGAUGGAUGAGGUUACGGAAGGGUUUCCUUUGAUGGUCGGGAUUGCUUGUGGUGCGUUGUUUCUUGUGUUUCCUAAGGAGCCUCCUAGGUAUGGCCUUGGGUGCAUGGCUAUUUGA
Rhododendron vialii is the source of this 807-nucleotide messenger RNA. RefSeq names its product protein DMP8-like. The record is from RefSeq and is a predicted model, not a curated record. The coding region runs from base 154 to 807 and encodes 217 amino acids. Lineage: Eukaryota; Viridiplantae; Streptophyta; Magnoliopsida; Ericales; Ericaceae. Gene Ontology annotation, biological process: endomembrane system organization. The transcript has a single exon.